CAUCAGUAUCAUCAUCAUCAACUAUCCUAUCUCUCCACCUCUCUAUCAAAACCUAUUUCUCACAAAUCCAAAAUUUAUCCACUACUCGUUGCCUUUUCUUUAUCUCCCCCAAAAUCUAAAGAAGAAGCCAUACUCCAAGCCAAAACUUCCCUCUCUACCGCCUUAGAUAAGCCUCUAAACAAUGCGAAACUGGCUGGAAAAUUCAAGAAACUGAAGCAACCCAAAUUCCGGGUUGAGAUUCCGGUGGUGGAUGAUGAAUCUCCAGAUUGCCUCUCCACACUGGCUCUCCAAAUAUUUGGAGACAUGCCGGUUAAAAGAAAAGGCUCUGCUAUCAAGAUUCUAGUUCUUUGGCCCAACUCCACUUUAAAGGAAGCUGGCAUCAAGUCUUUUGCAUCAUACUCAGAAAACACAGUUGAGCACAUGAAUAUUGAAUCUUCCAAUAACAGGAAUUUAGGGUCUAAUGACAUUGCAGUAUUUGUGGCGCCAGAAACUUCACAACUAGCAGUCAUAAAAGCAAUUACCGACAGUUUUUAUCCUAGGCCAGUCACAAUCUUCAACCCAAGAUGGGAGUUCGAUGAAGAAGCUACCUUAGGUGAACUGAGAGGAUUUGUGUCGUCAUUUGAGGUUGUCUAUUCAUUCACUGGUUUGGAAGUAAGAGGGAUUUUUAGCAGGAGAAAAGGGGUGAUAUUUAGAACUGGGCUGCCUACUGCCGAGGAAUGGAGUGUAUGGGUAGAAGAAGGAGAUCUAAAACUGGUUUCAAGAUUCAAGGCAAGGCCUUCCCUUGUUGAAGUCGAAAAUGUUUUGUAUAAUUUAAUGGCUAUCAAUUCCCCUAUUACAAAGUCGGCCAAAUUUCUCAGGGAUAUGGUAUCAAGUGUAACUGGCAAAAAAUAAUUCUCUGCAAAGACAGUCACGUAUUAUCUACUCCCUCCGUCCCAAUGAAUUGUAUACAGUUUUCUUUUUGGGACGUCCCACCAAUUGUAUACAUACCAAAAGUAGUAACUUUUAUAAUAUAAAAUAACAUUACACCAA
This is a messenger RNA of Daucus carota subsp. sativus, 1029 nucleotides long. RefSeq lists its product as uncharacterized. The transcript has a single exon. The record is from RefSeq and is a predicted model, not a curated record. The annotation marks the transcript as partial. Gene Ontology annotation, cellular component: chloroplast. Lineage: Eukaryota; Viridiplantae; Streptophyta; Magnoliopsida; Apiales; Apiaceae.